This is a messenger RNA of Homalodisca vitripennis (glassy-winged sharpshooter), 928 nucleotides long. Its product is annotated as myoglobin-like. The transcript is spliced from 4 exons. Gene Ontology annotation, molecular function: heme binding; oxygen binding. The record is from RefSeq and is a predicted model, not a curated record. Bases 165 to 683 code for a protein of 172 amino acids. NCBI's taxonomy places the organism in Eukaryota, Metazoa, Arthropoda, Insecta, Hemiptera, Cicadellidae.
UUACAAUAAAAUGCAGAGUCAAAUACAAUGUAGUGUAGUCAUAUUAUAACCAUAAAACUGCCCCCUUGAAUUAUUUAACAAAAUUAUCAAUCAGUUAUCUAAUACAAGUUACGACUCAAUGUGUGUGCCUUAUUAGGCAAAUCCGAUAAAAGGCUAGUACCAUAAUGGCUAAGAAAGUAGACUCUUAUAUCCACCCAGUAUCAAAUGUCCGGAGAAUGAGACGCCUGACAGAGAGGGAAAAAGAGACUAUCAGAUUCGUCUGGAAGAAAGUGGAGGACGACUAUCCGACUCAUGGCAGAAACGUAUUUGUAAAAUUGUUCGAUGACUACCCCUACUUCAAAAAGUUCUUCAAAAGCGCUAUAGGAAAUUUUGAUGACCCCUUUAUGAGUCCCAGGUUCCAAAAGCACAUGCUGCAAGUGCUCUUGCCAACCUUUGGCGGGAUCAUGGACAAUUUGGAUUUCCCGGAGGCGGUCAACGAGGCAGUAAAGCGGUUGGCAGUCGCCCACAGGAGGAAAGAGAUUGGGUUGGCCAAAGAGCACAUUGAUAUUCUAGGACAAGUGAUACUUAGUAUUAUCAAGAGGGACGUUUUAGAUUGCACGGAGGAACAAGAGGAGGCCAUGAAAAAAGUGCUGUCGAUUGUGGUUGGAAUGUUUUGCGAAGCCCUUGAAGGAAGAACUUUUUGAAAAAAAAAAAAAAAAUUAAACUACGUUCAUUUCAUAAAAUUCAUCAAUUUAAAAUUAUUUGAUUUAUGAUUAUGUAACUUCAUAAUAAAACUAUUUGUAUCUGGGCAAUUUAAAGUAAUUAAACGAUUUAGGUUUAAAUCACCAUUUAAAAAAGAAAUAACGAAUAGCAUAAAUUAUACGAGCAAUCUGAUGAUGAUGGUAAUUUGUAAACGUAUCUGGAAAAUAAAAAACUCUAGUAGCAAAAA